AUGGAGCUUCUAUCUAGUUUGCUUAUGAAUGCUGCGACUAAUCAUGUGAUUUCAGGGGUUAAAGCUGCUAGAAAUGCACCAGGUAUAACUCACCUUUUGUUUGCAGAUGAUAUUCUCAUAUUUUCUAAGGCAGAUAUGCAUAAUAUACAAGGUAUUUUGGAUGUUCUUGCUAAAUUUGGUAUGUACUCUGGCCAAGUCCUCAAUCUUUCUAAAUCCAAUGUAUAUUUUAGCAAUAAUAUUAACCCUGAGGAUAUAAAUUUUCUUGCUAAUGCACUUAGAAUGGAGGAGAUGAAAGAUAAUGAUAAGUACCUAGGAGUUACUCUCCUUAUAGGAAGAGAUAAAACUAAGGCCUUUAAACCCAUUAUUCAAUCUUUUGUCUCUAGAUACAAAAAUUGGAAAGGUAAAACCAUGAACCACUCUGCUAGAACCACUAUGGUUAAACAUGUGCUUAACACUCUUCCUUCUCAUCAAAUGGGUAGUUUUAGAAUUCCUAAAAAGUUGAUAACUCAGAUGGAUACUCUGCAAAGACAGUUUUGGUGGGGUAAAGAAAAAGAUCUUUAUUUCAUUGGUUGGAGUAAGCUUAUGAUACCAAAAGCUCUAGGUGGUCUAGGCUUUAGAAACUUAGAACAUUUUAAUACUGCCCUUCUUUCUAAAGUGGCUUGGAGAUCCUGUAAUGAUGAAGAGUCUUUAUGUUUUAAAGUUCUUAAGGCUAAAUACUCUAAAGAUGGUAGCUUUCUACAUUUGGAUAAAUUAAAGGAUGAAUGUUCUUGGCUUUGGAGAGGUUUGUUUUCUGGAUUAGAAAUAAUAAAACAACACACAAUCUGGGCUGUCAGAUGUGGUACUAAAAUUAGCAUUUGGCUAGACUGCUGGGUUAUAGGAUUAAAUAGCCCACCUUUUCCCAUUGUUGGUGCAUCUAGCUAUAAUAAUUUUAACUUGAUUCCCACUUCUGGUGAAGAUUUCAUUAUAUGGAAACCUGAUAGAAAAGGCAAAUUUUCUGUUAAAAGUGCAUAUAACACCAUUUGUGCUGAUGAUGUUAACUCCAUUAUCUCAAUAGAUAGCACUCCUAAAGAGAUUGAUAUUAUAGCAGCUAAUUUUCAUUCUGUUCAGGACUGGAUUAUCACUUGGUUCUCAUGUGAUGCUAAUAAUGAUAAUGUGUUAUCCUUACAUAAUGCAAGAUAUGUCUGCAGAUUAAUGUGCACAAUGUGGUACAUCUGGAAAGACAUAUGUUCUCUAAUCUUUCAAGGAGAAAAGGCAAAUGUUCAAAGCACAACUGCUAGAAUCAGAAAUCUUAUAGCUCAGUAUGCUGAUUAUACUGUUUCUAUGUCUAAUACUCUUAAUUGUUUUAAAAUAAAAUUUUGGGUUCCCCCUGAGAAAGAGUUUGUGAAAGUUAAUAUGGAUGGCUCUUACAUUCCAGAUACUAUAAAAGGAAGCAUUGGUUUAAUAAUUCGUAAUUGUGCAGGUAACUGUAUAGGUGCUCGAGGUAUGACGUUUAAUGUGGAAGUGGAAGAGGACUAUGGGGCUGAGCAUUUCGAAUGUAAAACAAUGGAGUUGGCUUUAGACUGGAUGGAUGAGCUGCAGCAAGAUAGAGUGAUUUUCGAAUCAGACUGUGAUAAUGUAAUAAAUUCUGUCAAGGAACAACAAUCACAGGUUCAUUGGUUCAAUUCUAGUAUUGUUGAGAGAGUGAAACUUAAGUGUAAUAGAGUCAGUAAACUUUGGUUCUUUAAUGUUGUUCAUAGGCUUGGAAAUAAUGUCGCUCAUUCCUUAGCUCGUAAAGCAAUUGAGGAUGAAGCAAAUUUCUGUUUCUUGUCAGAUUUCCCAGAAGUGAAAAAUACUAUAACCCCCUACUAUAUCAACACAUAG
Molecule: messenger RNA, 1860 nt
Organism: Papaver somniferum (opium poppy)
Lineage: Eukaryota; Viridiplantae; Streptophyta; Magnoliopsida; Ranunculales; Papaveraceae
Exons: 3
Coding region: 1-1860 (619 amino acids)
Molecular function (GO): nucleic acid binding; RNA-DNA hybrid ribonuclease activity
Source: RefSeq, a predicted model, not a curated record